Messenger RNA from Alternaria alternata, 1662 nucleotides. RefSeq names its product cytochrome P450 67. NCBI's taxonomy places the organism in Eukaryota, Fungi, Ascomycota, Dothideomycetes, Pleosporales, Pleosporaceae. Gene Ontology annotation, molecular function: oxidoreductase activity, acting on paired donors, with incorporation or reduction of molecular oxygen; iron ion binding; monooxygenase activity. The coding region runs from base 1 to 1662 and encodes 553 amino acids. The transcript is spliced from 6 exons. The record is from RefSeq and is a predicted model, not a curated record.
AUGGACGUCAUUCGAGAUGCUGUACACGAUGCCGCGCAGCGUAGUGUAUCACAAGGCGCCAUUGCAGCAACCCUGUUCGGCAUUGUCUUCCAUGUAUUGAUUCGACCAUUCGAAUUUGAGCUGAUCAUGUUCCAUUUCAUGGCGGCUUCUACUCUGACCUUUUUCGGGAUGUUUUACACCUUUGGCUUCGUGAAAGCCCUGGCCUUUGCAAGCUGUUUCAGCAUCGGAUUGCUUGGUAGCAUUGCUUUAUACCGAUUAGCCUUUCACCGAUGUCGAAACUUCCCAGGGCCGACCGCUGCUAAAAUCUCAAAAUUCUACGCAGCGAGACUUUCGGCGAAGAAUGUACAGUACUACAAGGAGCUGGAGAAGAUGCACGGUCAGUACGGUGACUUUGUGCGCACAGGUCCCCGAGAGAUCAGCGUUCUACGCAAGUCGGCUGUUCCAAUUCUCUAUGGUCCCAAUUCGGAAUGUUCGAAAUCAACAUGGUAUGGCCAGACCGGCAACGACCCGAAGAAGUGUUCGAUACACAUGACGCGUGACUUCAAUGAUCAUCGCCUUCGCCGCCGUGCUUGGGACCGUGGCUUCUCCAUCAAAGCGCUCAGCACAUACGAGCCACGUAUCAAAGCAAAGGCAGACUUGUUUAAGAGUCAAUUGACAGAGAAAGGAGGAAGCUCGAUGGAUGUGUCCGCCUGGUCAAUGUUCUUUAGCUUCGACGUCAUGGGCGAGGUCGGUUUCGGCAAAGACUUCAACAACCUCAAGAGUGGUGUAGAACAUGUUGCCAUUAAAGGAGUUCAUGCUCACAUGACGAUGUUGGGGAUCAUGAGCACAGUUCCGUGGUUGCUCAACGUCUUGAGUUCCAUUCCUGGGGCGGCAGCGGGUUAUUCGGACUUCUUCUCUUUUUGCGCAGAUCAGAUCAGGGAGAAACACAAGACAUGGAACAGCGAGAAGUAUCCGCAGGAUGUUGUAUCAUGGUUACUCAAAGCUGUAAAAGAGAAGGAUGCUUCAGCUUCGCCAAGUGCAGCAGCUCUCGAGGAUGAUUCGAGGGUGAUGAUUAUCGCUGGAAGCGAGACAACAGCCACUACCCUCGCCGGAGCUCUCUUCUACCUCGCCAAAUGUCCCACUAAGCAGAAGCGACUCCAACAGUUCCUGGACCAAGCGAUGCCGGGUGGAUACAGCCAAUGGUCAUACGAGAAGGUCAAAUCAGUCUCUUACCUGGAUGAUUUUCUCAACGAAACGCUGCGACUUCGUCCCGCGUUGUUGACUGGUGGAGCGCGAGAAACACCAGCGAAGGGCAUCCAGGUGGACGAGACAUACAUUCCUGGCAAUACGAACGUGGUAGUACCAGUGUCGCUCAUUCAAAGAGACCCGCGAUGGUGGCAAGAGGCUGAGGAUUUCGUUCCGGAGCGAUUCGGCGAAAGGAAGAUACAGAUGGAGACGGACAAGGCUCCGUACUUGCCAUUUUCUCUAGGCGCGUACAGCUGCCCAGGCAAGAAUCUAGCUCAUAUGAGCUUGCGCAUCUCUCUUUCGAUGAUUGCGCAGAAUUUCGACGUGAGUUUCGCAUCUGGAGAAACUGGAGAGGAGUUCGAGAAAGAGAUACUGGACACGUUCACCGUGACGCUUCCGUCUCUUCAGCUACGGUUCACGCCGCGAACCAGUGCUUGA